AUGCUAACACCGGCCCUCAAUAUCCCAAAAUGGCUUGAAGCCAACUCCCACCUCCUCCAGCCACCUGUCAACAACUACUGCAUCUACCAUCCUUCCUCCCCCUCUACAUCUGGCUACACAGUAAUGAUCGUCGGCGGCCCCAACGCCCGAACAGACUACCACAUAAACUCGACACCGGAAUUCUUCUACCAAUACCGGGGGUCAAUGCUGCUCAAGGCAGUGGACAUGUCUGUUUCGCCGCCUGUCUUCCAGGACAUUCCUAUCCAUGAGGGUUCGGUAUUCCUGCUACCCGCGAACACGCCGCACUGUCCGGUGCGGUUUAGGGAUACGGUUGGGGUUGUGAUGGAGCAGCCGAGAGCUGAGGGGGCGGAGGAUGCGAUGCGGUGGUAUUGUCGGGGGUGUGGAGAGGUUGUAUGGGAGAAGAGGUUUGUUUGUACGGACCUGGGGACGCAGGUGAAGGAGGUUGUGAUGGAGUUUGCUGGGGACGAGGUGAAGAAGACGUGUAAGGCUUGUGGGCUGGUUGCGGAGUCGAAGUAUAAGGAUGGGGAGAUUGUUCAGCCUCCUAGGUUUCCAGAGUAG
Messenger RNA from Aspergillus puulaauensis, 579 nucleotides. Its product is annotated as 3-hydroxyanthranilate 3,4-dioxygenase. NCBI's taxonomy places the organism in Eukaryota, Fungi, Ascomycota, Eurotiomycetes, Eurotiales, Aspergillaceae. The record is from RefSeq and is a predicted model, not a curated record. Gene Ontology annotation, molecular function: 3-hydroxyanthranilate 3,4-dioxygenase activity; iron ion binding. Bases 1 to 579 code for a protein of 192 amino acids. Gene Ontology annotation, biological process: 'de novo' NAD+ biosynthetic process from L-tryptophan; quinolinate metabolic process. The transcript has 2 exons. Gene Ontology annotation, cellular component: cytoplasm.